Motacilla alba alba is the source of this 2067-nucleotide messenger RNA. RefSeq names its product neuropeptide Y receptor type 2-like. NCBI's taxonomy places the organism in Eukaryota, Metazoa, Chordata, Aves, Passeriformes, Motacillidae. Gene Ontology annotation, molecular function: neuropeptide Y receptor activity. The coding region runs from base 721 to 1905 and encodes 394 amino acids. The record is from RefSeq and is a predicted model, not a curated record. Gene Ontology annotation, biological process: G protein-coupled receptor signaling pathway. Gene Ontology annotation, cellular component: membrane. The transcript has 3 exons.
ACCUGGAGGGAGAAGAAGUGGGAAGGGAUUGCUGUAAACAGAAAGAAAAGAGUGAAAGAAAAAAAGGGAGAAGAUAAAUCAAAGCAAUAGCAGCAUCACUGCUAAUGGAUAUUACACUUCCCUCCGUGAGCUCAGCUGCAGGGAUGUGAUUUAGAGGCCUCGGUUAGAAAGGUGAGCAGGAAAUGAAGCAAUGCUCUGAGAUAUGGUAUCUUUGGAUAAAUAGCUGCAGGAGGAAGGUGACCAGAGGUGGCCAUUAUUUGCCAAUAAUUUCUUCCCAGUCCCAAAUGAUAUUACUGUUUUGCUAAAGCCAGAGCCUUCAAAGCUUUGGAGCCUCUGAAGUUACCUGGCAGCCAUGGUCCAGGUAAAAGCCCUGUAGAGAUUGUGUUGAGCAGGUUCAAACCAUCCUAAACACGUCUUGAAAGAACCCAGGUGAAGUGAGGGCAGGAGUCUGAAGGUUUGUGUCAUUUUUCCUCUCAGGUAUCCAGGAGAAGGGCUGGGGAUCAGCAUGGACAAAUCCAUCUCCUACUACAUGGAAGGAGGGAAACAAGGUCUGAAACAGGCAAAGGAGGAUGAACAUGGCCUAAUCAUGGUUGACUUCCAGAGAGUGGAGAGGACCAAGCGCUCCAUCCUGGCCAGCGAUGAGGCAGUGACUGGAGGUGAGCAGCUCGGCUCCUGGAGGAGGAGGAAGCUCUGGCCUUUGCAGACCCCCUUCUCCUCCUUAUGGAAAGUCUCAGGCCAGGCAUGGGACCAUUGGAGGGAGCCAACAGCACAUUCACCGUGGAGAAGACAGCAUUAGAUGAGAAGCUGCCACACAGCUGGCCUGCCAAGGACUUUGUCACUCCUACCCAGGAUCUCUCUGGGUCCCGCAGUGUCAUGAUGGACAGCACCAAGAUCUUGGGGGUCCAGGUCAUCCUGAUUGCUGCCUACUCUCUCAUCAUUCUGCUGGGGUUCAUUGGAAACUCCCUGGUCAUCUACAUCAUAGUGAAGUACAAGACCAUGAGGACUGUCACCAACUUCUUCAUUGCUAACCUGGCCCUGGCAGACCUGAUGGUGGACACCCUCUGUCUGCCUUUCACCCUGGUGUACACCCUGCUGGACGAGUGGAAGUUUGGAGCUGUCCUUUGUCACCUGGUUCCUUAUGCUCAAGCUCUGAGUGUCCACGUGUCCACUCUCACCCUGACUGUGAUUGCCCUGGAUAGGUACCGCUGUAUUGUUUUCCACCUGGACAGCAGGAUUUCCAAGAGGCUCAGCUUCACCAUCAUAGCUGUCAUGUGGCUGGCAGCAGCUGUCCUAGCAGGGCCUCUGGCCAUCUUCAGGGAAUACCGAUAUGAGGAAAUCCCAUCCAUUAACCUCAAAAUGGCUGUUUGCUCAGAAAAAUGGCCCUCUGCUAGCAACAGAGAUGCCACCAUCUACAGUCUGUCCAUGCUCCUCCUGCAGUAUGUUCUUCCUCUUGCAAUUAUUUGUUAUGCCUACACCAGGAUCUGGUUCAAGCUGAAAAACCAUGUCAGUCCCACUUCUAGGAAUGAAAACCAGUGCCGGAGGAGGAAGACGACCAAAAUGCUCGUGAUGGUAGUUGUGGUAUUCGCAGUCUGCUGGCUCCCCUUCCACAUAUUCCAGCUUGCCAUUGAUCUUGAUCUGGUUCUUAUCUUCCAUGAGUACAAACUCCUGUACACUGUCUUCCAUGUCGGGGCCAUGUGCUCUACCUUUGUCAACCCCCUGCUCUAUGGGUGGAUGAACAAGAACUACAGGAAUGGCUUCCUUAUGUUCUUCCGUUGCCAGAACAAGCCGGAAAGCAUCCACACUGAAGGCUCGGUCAGAGGGAGGUCUUACAUCUUCAGGGCCAACACCCUAAAUGGGAGCAUCAAACAGACUCCUGGCAAUGGAGCACUGCCCACAGAGGUUUAGGGAUGGGACAUCCACCUCCAGGAUUGAGGCUGGCUGGGCCCAGAGACAUUCUUGGGUGAAUGCCUUUUUUUGACAGAACAUUGUGCUGCCAAUUAUAGCCACAGCAGCCACAUAGAAAUACGAAAUACCCCCUGUAUCUCUCAAAACAAUAAACCUGGUGUA